This is a messenger RNA of Ruditapes philippinarum (Manila clam), 1637 nucleotides long. RefSeq lists its product as uncharacterized. Gene Ontology annotation, molecular function: glycosyltransferase activity. NCBI's taxonomy places the organism in Eukaryota, Metazoa, Mollusca, Bivalvia, Venerida, Veneridae. The coding region runs from base 92 to 1513 and encodes 473 amino acids. The transcript is spliced from 3 exons. Gene Ontology annotation, cellular component: Golgi apparatus. The record is from RefSeq and is a predicted model, not a curated record.
AUAUUCUCUUAAAGAUUUAAUAAAACACUGCACAACGUUAGCAAGGAAAUAAGGAAAUAAUAAAUCACACAAAGGGAAAAAAAUAGGCAAAAUGCGUUUCAGAAUAUUCAACAAAAUACCACCAGCAGUUCUGGCACUAUUUAUAGUUUCACUCGUACUUCUUACUAGGAAUGCCACACCUGAAGAUGAGGAGGAGGAAAUGAAGAAGAGGAGCGUACAGAUGGAGAUCAAAGAGAAUACUAAACAAGACACCAAGGAGAAUGAAAAACCUAAAGAGAUAACAGGAGGGAAAGAUCUGGACGCGCCUGAAAACACUCUUCAGAAAAUUCAACAGCAGUACAAUGAAAAUAUUAGAAAAGCACAAGAAAAUAAUGCUGCCAACAAUGUUCAGCAAGAGGAGAAGAAAGCUGAAAAAGACGUGCAAAAUGUAGCAAAGGUUAACGCAGAUAAUACACAGAAUAAUCAAGCAAUAGCCGGUGACAAGCAAGACAAACCAAAACCUCCGGUUCAGAACAUACAAUCUGUGGAAAAGGAGACUAAAAUAGAACCGAAGAAGCAAAAUGAAAUUAAACCUGUGAAUGUGCCAGCUCCAGUCAAACUUUCUGUAAAUGCAAAUAAAGAUGUACAGAUUGUUAACGAGAUCGCAGAAUACAAGAAAGCCAUUGAAGCGGAUGCAGAUCUGCAAAGUAGUAAAGACACUUUCAAAGGAAUCGUGACUCUUGCAAAAGAUGUUCUCAGCUCUGCACCAGACCCGAAAAUCCUUUUACUUGCUUUCGUGCAUGAAGAUAAUGCUGUGUUUGCAAACAAUUGGUUGUGUAACACCCAGGUCAUGGAUAUUCAUUCUUCUUUGAUUAUUGUUACUUACGGCAGUGAGUCGAAGGAAUUUCUGUCCAAGAAAUGGCCGAGAGUUACGCUUUAUCCACUAGAACCUGACACGCCCGAGGCAAACUUGCGAGGACUUCCACUUACCAUAAAAAAGUUGCAAAUUAUUUAUGUUCUUCUUAACGCCGGAGUUAACGUUCUCCUUCUCGACGUGGAGUCUGUUUGGUUCUCCAACCCGGUGCCAGGUUUCAAAGCGGGUGAUAAAGACAUGAUGGUCAACAUGGCGUCCACUUUCCAGACUAAUACGGGUUUUAUUGUAUUGUUCGCCACGCAAAAGAAUAAACAUUUCUGGGGAUCUUUAUACUUGAAAGUUAAACAGUUUGAAAACAAGCCAGAGUUGGGAAUUGAAAGCCAGUAUGAUAAGUUACUUAAAAUGAUGACUAAACAAAGGUUUGGCAAUGUGACAUUAAAUGAGCUACCAGGAGAAUCUUACGUUGAGGGGAUGUGGUACGAGCUCCCGAGCGAGGAGAGACAGAAGACCCGCCCAAUUGUCAUUAGAAACAAUAACUUGAUGGGAUUUGCAAAGAGGAUACGACGGGCAGUGUCGUGGAAACAUUGGUUUAUAGUGGAAGAAGGGAACUGUGAUCUAAAACGUGUUUCUAACGUAGUGAAAACAGUUGUUGGUGUUUGAACUUCGUCAAUUAUUAGUGUUUAAAAACCAGACACUACUUUGACUGUGAAUCAGUCCAUUGUCAUUUAAGGCAGUUUAAUUUCAAAAUGGUACUGUCAGAAUAGAAUUAGAAAACGUUCAUUGU